AUGUUCCAACCCAAGCAACGAAGACUUUCGCCGAGCUUACCGACAUCAAUCGAAAUCUACGGGGCCCUCUUGAGUCGAUCGAAUGAGAUUCCCCAUGUCCCACCGAAACUGUCCAAAGAACAAGCAUUAGGGGUUGCUUCUUGUGGGGUCUGCACGGAUCGCGCUACUCAAGAAAACCGAGACCCUAUCCCCAAUAAGAUCAAUCUACAUCCCUCUGGUUACUCUGUCACGAUCCUUCAACCCGAAGAAAAGAAACGAUCCCAACACCUCACCCUCCUAAGCUUGAACACCGUCUUCAAACCUUCCUUCCGACAACGCCGUGGAUUGAGUUGCGUGAUAGCUUGCUACUUCUGUUCAUCUCAUCAGGCGAUUGUCCCCACCGUGAAUCCAACGUCCCACAAGUCUUCUAUCCAAUAUGCUUUCUUGCCGCCUUCCAAACCUCAGGUUGUGAUCUCGUUGGCAAGCUCCCGCCGAGCCCAUCGUCUGACCGGCUGUCCCUGCUGCAAGAAAACUCGAUUACCAAAAUAG
Molecule: messenger RNA, 528 nt
Organism: Puccinia triticina
Lineage: Eukaryota; Fungi; Basidiomycota; Pucciniomycetes; Pucciniales; Pucciniaceae
Exons: 2
Coding region: 1-528 (175 amino acids)
Source: RefSeq, a predicted model, not a curated record